AUGGAGUCCGAACGCUUCAAAAUCAUCAACCCAAUCUUCGUUGAUAGCGUGGCGUUGGUCUCUGGCGCCGGUUCUGGUAUCGGAAGGCAGAUUGCACGGGAAUUUGGACGCAACGGGGUCAACAAGCUCUCCUUCGUGGAUAUUUCCAAGCUAGGCCUUCAAGAGACGAAAGAACUCCUCUCAGAAGGUGAAGGGUCCGUGUGA
Messenger RNA from Cladophialophora bantiana CBS 173.52, 204 nucleotides. RefSeq lists its product as uncharacterized. The transcript has 2 exons. NCBI's taxonomy places the organism in Eukaryota, Fungi, Ascomycota, Eurotiomycetes, Chaetothyriales, Herpotrichiellaceae. The record is from RefSeq and is a predicted model, not a curated record. The coding region runs from base 1 to 204 and encodes 67 amino acids.